Molecule: messenger RNA, 1974 nt
Organism: Penicillium egyptiacum
Lineage: Eukaryota; Fungi; Ascomycota; Eurotiomycetes; Eurotiales; Aspergillaceae
Source: the annotation of a GenBank genome assembly
AUGCAAGCGUCUAGGGCCAUCGCACGUAAGCAACACGCGCCCUCGGGCGUCCUCAAGCGGUCGGCCAAGGCAUGCACCCGAUGCCGGAAAAGGCGGACCAAGUGUACUGGGGACCCUCCAUACCCCUGCAAAACUUGCAGAGACGCCGGCCAUACAUGCGUCUACUCUGAGACGGAGAAACGGGUCACUGUCCCGGAGACCUAUCUUAUUGAGCUUCAGACUCAAGCUCGAAGAGCCAUCAAUGCCCGAGACCAUCGCGAUCGCGCUGCGGAUCUGGAAUCGAUAUCCAGUCCGGAUAUCGAGCUGGAAUUUACGAGUACCGAAAACUGGGUUCUAGGAGACUCUGGACAGUACCAUUUCAUUGGCAACUCGUCAUCUACAUAUAUCGCCAACCGGCUGAACCCGACGACCGAGAACUUAGAUUGGCACAUGUAUCCUCAUUACGAGGAUACUGCCUGGCUGCGACGGCCAAUCAAUCCCGAAAUACCACCCCUACCACCAUUUGACCUAGCAAAGCGCUUGUAUCGUGCACAGCAUGCGUACAUUGGCACAAUCUUCUCGUUUCUCAGUGACACGGCCUUCUAUGAACGCCUUGAGCGAGUGUAUGCUCGAAGUCCUGAUCCAAAAAAUAGAGAUGAGUGUUUGAUCUAUUGUCAAAUACUUCUCGUAUUCGCCUUUGGGCAGAUGUACUCAAUCAACCAGUGGGUUGGGCAUGAAGGGCCGCCUGGAUUCCAGUACUUUAAGCAUGCCCUUGCUUUUUUACCAAGUGUGUUUGAGGACGGCUCCAUUUUGUUCAUUGAGGUGUUGAGCUACGUUGCGUACUUCAUGCAGACAAUUAACCGAAGGGAUGCGGCCUACGUGUACAUCGGCAUUGCCCUGAGAAUGGCCAUUUCUCUCGGGCUACACCAGGAAGUUCUCGAUCAAGAGAUCGACAGCGAAACUCGCGAGCACCGACGGAGGAUUUGGUGGUCUACCUACAGCAUGGAAAGACUACUUUGCGUUACAUCUGGACAUCCGAUAACGAUCCAGGACGAGGACAUUGACCUUCUCCCUCCCUCUCCCAUACCGGGUGAGGAUGGUCGCACGGCUUCGGUCCUCGCCAAUUACACGGAGCUAUCCAGAAUACAUGGGAUAAUCGGGGAGAAGAUAUAUCGCAAGAGACAGAAGUCCGGUCCUGAGAUAUCCGCCUGCACUCAACACAUUAUGAAGAGGCUAAGUGACUGGUUUGAGCGGCUACCAGAGGCCAUGCGGCUGAAUCUUUCAGAGAUGAACCAGGCGCCACACCGGGAGGUCGUUUCGACGUACUUGCACUAUUAUCAUUGUAUCAACAUGACCGCUCGGCCAAUUCUGUUGUACGCUGUUCAGCGACAGUUGGCAGCAAGUGCCCAACGUCCCAAUGCGACUCGAUGGGAAGACGGAUUCUCAACAGAGAUGGUUCAUGUCAUUGACACAGCCAUAUCUGCAGCAAGAUCUACCGCCUUAAUACUCAACACCGCAGCCAAGCAUAAUAUCGUUGCAACGUAUGGGUUCAUCGAUGGAGAGCAAGCCUUCUCCGCGGCGCUGCUUCUUGUAAUGGUCAACAUCGCCUUCCCAUACAAAGAAACGAAUGCCUCUGCAAUGGAUAUGGCUCUCAAUGUUCUGCAGACGAUGGCAGAGAAGGGGAAUAGGUACAUUCGAGCGUGUCAUUCGCUUCUCACCAAGAUCAAGUGUUCCAUCAAGACAAAGGAUUCAAAUCUUGCGAACAAGGAUGAGCAGGCGCGGUUAAGGGAUCAAGUACAGAGCAACAAUGUGUCUACAGAAGGUACCAUUGUUGCAGGGCUUCCCAACGACCAGGCCCAAUCAUUUAAUUUGGAUUUUGAAGGGGAUCCUGGGCUAUGGGCAGAAGUUCUGGACUCCAUUGACAUCGAUAUGGAUAGACAAUGGGUCGAGUCGACUUUGUUACGGGGACAGCCGGAGACUGCGAAUCAGUUGUAA